Penaeus chinensis is the source of this 887-nucleotide messenger RNA. RefSeq lists its product as uncharacterized. The record is from RefSeq and is a predicted model, not a curated record. Gene Ontology annotation, molecular function: protein binding. The transcript has 2 exons. Bases 162 to 887 code for a protein of 241 amino acids. NCBI's taxonomy places the organism in Eukaryota, Metazoa, Arthropoda, Malacostraca, Decapoda, Penaeidae.
CCCUUUCCCCGUCAGUUCUCUUUCGCCUUCAGUGAGGAACAGGUGUGCAGGAUUCGGGCUGCGGGAAUACUGGUGCGUGAGGCUCGAGGACAUUAGAGUGGAAUACCACCUCACGGACCUGCUAUAAAGUACAUAAACUGUGAAGAAGAAUCGCAGGAACCAUGGUUGAACUGACCCUCAAGCACCUGGUCGUGGCGGCGGCUGCCUUGGCGGUGGCCCUGUCUGCGUCCGCCGAGAGGAUUUCAGAGUGCGAUUUCCAGGCGUCCGUCCACAGCCCUGACGUGGUCGACAUUCGCUGCAACUGCAUGCAGAGGCUAAGACGGAUGGAUCUGUCGAUCGGCCAGCUGACCAUCGACCAGCGCGCCUGCCCCGAAAAGGGCCUGGAGCUGAACUGGCCGGUUCUCGAGACCCUCGUGGCGCCGACCUCCAUCGUCCUCGAGGGCGCGCACGUCUUCUUCGCCAGACACAGCCCCGACCGCCAGUGGAACUCCAGCAUCGUUAGUCUGGAAUUCCACGAGUGUUUAUUCGGGACGCCUCCGUCUUAUGCCUUCACCGGACUGAAGCUCCUGGAGACGAUACGCAUUUCUCAGAGCUCCAUCGACGUCAUCCAGACCGGCACCUUCAGCAACCUCAAUGAACUGCGUUUGAUUGAGAUCACAAACAGCUCCGUCGAGGAAAUACAGGAGAGGUCAUUCACAAACCUGCCGGCGCUCGAGGACUUGGCCUUCACGUAUACAAACUUUGGGGAAAUCAGCAGUGAAGCUGUAGUCCUGCCGCGCCACUCCAGCGGAGAUGAGGCUCGAUGCAACAAUUUAGGGCAGAUCUGUAUCAUACAACGAGGACAUCCUUCAUGGAAUCAUCGGUCGCCAGCUGCCAUCCACAGGUGA